This is a messenger RNA of Sturnus vulgaris (Common starling), 699 nucleotides long. The record is from RefSeq and is a predicted model, not a curated record. NCBI's taxonomy places the organism in Eukaryota, Metazoa, Chordata, Aves, Passeriformes, Sturnidae.
AUGGUGAGCUUGAGGAUGGACUUCAGCGUGCUCCUGGAGUCUCUGGGCUUUGUUAAAGUCCUUGAAUGGGUUCUUGCCAUCUUUGCUUUUGCCACAUGUGGAGGCUUUCAUGGUGAAACUGCUCUUCUAGUUUCCUGCAAAGGUGUGGUGAACAAAACAAUUACAGCUGCUUUUGCUUAUCCAUUCAGGUUGGAUACAGCUGUAUUUAGUGCACCAGACCCAAAAGGCUGUGGUGGUACUUGGAAUGAUGUCUACCUCAUGGGCAACUUCUCCUCUUCUGCACAGUUCUUUGUUACUCUGGCAGCAUUGGUGUUCCUCUACUGUGUUACUGCCCUUGUGGUAUAUAUUGGAUAUAACCACGUGUAUAGGCAAAAUAACAAGCUUCCACUAACUGACUUGGCAAUCAGUGUCUUGAUAGCCUUUCUGUGGCUGGUCAGUACUUUUGUUUGGGCAAAGGCUCUUGCUGACAUCAAGGUGUCCACAGGAGCCAGCAUUAUUCCAGGAAUUGAAUCUUGCAAAGCACCAGGAACAACUUGCCAUUUUCUUUCUGUGACCAGCAUGGGAACUCUGAAUGUGUCUGUGGUGUUUGGCUUCCUUAAUAUGAUUUUAUGGGCAGGAAACGUUUGGCUUUUAUACAAGGACACCAACUUGCACAACCAAUGGAACAGACUUUCUGAAAGCCCAACUGAAGGGGUAUAA